GUCUGUAAUCUGCAUCAGUCACACAGAGCACCUGAGCAGCCAGGCAUACUAUCAGCGGCUCUUACAAUAACAAGCCAGCUCGCCAGGGAUUGCCUGGGAUCGCCUUGAGCUCUCUGCCUGCUGCAGACAGGAUGGGGGAGCAACAGGGGAGCUGUGCUGGGAGCUCUGUGAGCGCAGAGCACGGGGAGCUGUCCAUUCAGCACCAGCAUACCAUCAGCACUGCUAACAGCUCCUGCAGCCACUGACAUUACUCCUCAACUUACCUCACUCACACUCACUGCAUGGCCACUGGGGACCUGCUCAGCUCAUCCAAAACCUCACUCCUGCUGGAAAAUAGCAACUGCUCAGGGAUCCUGGGUGAAGAAAGUCUGAUGGGGACAACUAGAGCCAGCAGGAAACCCACACAAAGCUUGGGGAAGUCUCUCUGGAAGUUGCCUCCUGGCUGCCCUGUGCUGAUGGCUAUAAAAUUCUAAUGUUAAGAGGUAAGAUGUGAAGUGAGUUAGUUUUACACCUCCAUUAACAGGCAAAGGAGUCAUCAUACAAUGUAUCAUAAACAAGCCAUGGAUUUGGAAUCUUGGUGAUCAAGCACUGGUUCUGGUUUAACCCUCUCAGUGCUGCAGGUGGGGGGAACAUUGCAGAACUCUUUGGAACUGAAAGGGUUCUGAUAUGCUUCAAAACAGCUGAAAUUUAACAUGGCCAAAGGAAAGGUCAGGUCAGAAAAUCCAAGUAUAAUAAACCCAGCAGUAGGCAAUUAACAUUGCACAUGAUUGUAGAUAAAAUACUAUAGCAUAGUAAUGGUGUUUAAUUCCUGCAUGCUUUGUUACGCACACAUAGAUACUAUCAGAUAACACAUUUACUCUGUACAGAUAACUGCUUGCAGAGAUUCCAUUUUCAGAGUAUAACACAAACAAAAAUGCUCAAAAUUACACACAGGUUAUUAAAAUAAUGCAAACACGUAGCAUUUCAUACACACAUGCAGCACACAUUAUUAUUGGAUAUUGAUACUAAUUUAGUGAUGGAGAAAUGGUUUCCCCCUUUUUUUCUCUUUUGUACCUUUUCCACUGUUGCGUUUUCCCUGAAAAUGUUCUAUAAAACAAUAAAAAAUAAUUUGAAAGAAUCUAUGCAAAGUUUUAAUAUUCAUACUCUCAGUUAUCUGCAUAUCAUUUUGUAAAUAAAAUGGUGGGACCGUUGCAUGGAACUUUAAUUGUACUAAUGUUUAAAUUCUGUAUAUUCUAGGCCUGCUUUCCAUAAUAAAAAAAGUUUGAAAACUCAAUAUGACAAGGGACAGAUUGGACGAUUUGUCUGAAUACGAUAUUGAAGAUUCUGAGAUUAGUAUAAAUGUCGGAGGAUACAAGAAAAGGUUAAGAUAUGACACGUUGUUAAAAUUCCCAGACACCAGACUGGGCAAGCUCUUGGCUUGUCACUCAAAAGAAUCCAUCCUUGAACUGUGUGAUGACUAUGACGACACCAAAAAUGAGUUUUACUUUGACAGAAACCCAGAGCUUUUCCCUUACGUGUUACAUUUUUACAAUACCGGGAAACUCCACGUCAUGGGUGAACUUUGCGUUUUUUCUUUCUGCCAAGAGAUAGAAUACUGGGGAAUUAAUGAGUUCUUCAUAGACUCAUGCUGUAGCUACAGCUACCAUGGGAGAAAAGUUGAACCUGACCAAGAACAGUGGGAAGAGCGGAGCGAACAUGAGAGCACCACAUCUUCAUUUGAUGAGAUUUUGGCAUUUUACCAUGAUGCAUCCAAGUUCGACAGGCAGCUGUUUGGAAAUAUUAGAAGGAGACUUUGGUUAGCUUUGGAUAAUCCAGGCUACUCUGUUCUGAGUAGAAUCUUCAGCAUCCUUUCCAUCAUGAUAGUCCUGGGUUCUAUUGUCACCAUGUGCCUCAACAGUUUGCCAGACUUUCAGAUUGUUAACGCCAAUGGCAGUACAGAAGAAGACCCCAGAUUUGAGAUUGUGGAACAUUUUGGCAUAGCCUGGUUCACACUUGAGUUGGUGGUGCGAUUUGCAGUGUCUCCAGACUUUAAAGCUUUCUUCAAACAUCCCCUGAACAUCAUCGAUUUCAUAUCGAUAGCUCCAUUUUACACCACCUUAAUCGUCAACCUAGUGGUGGAAAGCAGUCCAGCUCUGGCCAAUUUGGGAAGGGUGGCACAAGUGUUGAGACUCAUGAGGAUUUUUCGCAUCUUAAAGCUUGCUAGACAUUCCACAGGCUUGAGAUCAUUGGGGGCUACAUUAAAAUACAGUUACAGGGAGGUGGGCUUGUUAUUGCUGUAUUUGUCUGUAGGGAUUUCAAUAUUUUCUGUUGUGGCUUACACCAUUGAAAAAGAGGAAAAUGAUGGCUUAGCCACAAUCCCAGCUUGUUGGUGGUGGGCCACCGUUAGCAUGACCACGGUUGGUUAUGGAGAUGUGGUGCCAGGAUCUAUAGCAGGGAAACUGACUGCCUCAGCUUGUAUACUAGCUGGGAUUCUUGUUGUUGUUCUUCCUAUAACUCUCAUAUUUAAUAAGUUUUCCCAUUUUUACCGACGGCAAAGGCAGCUAGAAAAUGCGAUGAGAAGCUGUGAUUUUGAUGAUGGUAUAAAAGAAAAUCCAUCUGUAAACCUUAGGGAUUACUAUGCUCAUAAAGUCAAAUCCCUGAUGGCAAACCUCACAAAUUUGAGCAAGAGUACACCAAGCGAGCAAAGUCUCGAUGGCUCACUAAACUAAUUCAGGACGUAAUCCACCAUAUUCUUAUCCAUCUAUUGCAUGAUCUACAAGGCACUGUACUUCAGUCAGUGUCCAAACAUAAACGUAUAGAUUAGCAAUAUUGACACUGGCCCUUCCAUUGGUUCUUAUAGUGCCUUGCGUCUACCAGUCUUUCCUUUUAGUGAUGCUAAGUGUGCAUUUUACUAAUCUAUUGUUCGACUCAUGUGAGCAAUGUCCUGUAAAACUGGGUAUCCAUAUUUAUGCGGCAGUGUCAAAAGUAACAACAAAAAAACAAACAUUCUAAGCUGUUUGCAGUAAAAUGUUGUUAAUGUUUGUUCAGGUGCGUGUUUGGGAAUGCUCUGUUACCUGUGAAUAGUGUCUUCUGUCUGAUAUGCCCAUAACAUGCACUAAAAUGUUUGGAUUGAAAUCCAGAACAAUGGAUGUGUGUGCAUUCGAUGUUAUAUAAUAUAAACAUUUUGGCUUUCACUGCUGUGCGCCAUUGGACUCGAACCAAGUGUAGCACACUAGUGACCAAGCAAUCAACCGCAUACCUAAAGUGACUUUUAAGAUCAAUGUAUUUGUAAAAUUGUGGGUGUUUCAAGUCAAAGAAGCAUUGAUUAUCAUGGACUACUGCAAGGUUAACAUGUAACGUUUACGUGUCUGUGUGUGACUAACAGGGUCUUACAACGGCUGAGCUUCUCAGAUUUGUCUAAACUAUAUUAUUAUUUUAGGUGUGGGGCCAAUUAUAGCAGAUGUACGGAUGCAACAGCAUUCUCAAGUGUCUGAACGGAUAGUUUGUUGCAAACAUUCUGUAAAUGGUGGGAUUGAUGGCAGACAUUUCAUUCUGGUUUGUUUUCUGUUUGAUGAUUGGAAAAACAAAGUCUGUUUUCAACUGAUCGUGUACGUAGAAAGCCGAUAGUAGCAUAUUGCAUGUACAAGGAAGUUAUUCUGGUGUUCUGUAAGAUAUAAGGUUUACUGACAUUGGAUUGUGGUGAGUUGACAAAUGUCCUUUAAGGUUAAAAAAAAUGCAGUUAGGUUAAAUUGGAGAUUUUUUUUUUCCAACUCGUCUAUUUUGGGCUAAAUUUCUGUAAUUUACUUGUCAUCUCCCAAUGAUAUAUUUUUAAAGAAUAAACAUAAAAUGAUUGGAGAUUGCAUUGCAUAAUUAUAAAUCAUGCAAAGCAAAAAGUGAAGCCUCAGUUUGUCAUAUUUCUCUGCUUCUGGGGUUUUGAUAUUUUAGCCGGGGCUGUGACAGCUUUGAUUGUUACGUACAGAAGCAAUACGCAUUUGCUGAUACUUGAUGGACUUGAGUUUUUAAGUUAAAUGAUUGUGGGUCUUAUAAAUACGGUGAUUUUCUGCACACAUUUCAGACGCCAUCGCAUAAAUGUCUGAUACUACAACCUAAAUGCAUUCCACACUAUCUUAGUCUUCACGUAAAAGAUGCACUCCUAUGCUGAAAUGAAAAUCAAUGAAUGACAGCAUAUCCAAUGAUAAAGUAUGUGAGACUACUUUGCCAGCAUUGGAAUGCUGCAUAUAUCUAGCAAAUUAUUUGUAUUUAUUGGACGAUGCUAGGGUAAAUUUGUAUACACAGACAUAGCGGUUGAGCAGAACUAUCAUCCAGGAUUUAGUUAUGUAUUUUGACAGUUCCAUUUACCUAACGGGAAAAAAAAGAAUGUUCAUCUGAAUACUGAGUCAGAAAAUGUUUAAAGGGACAGUCUUGUGACAGUAGCAUUCAGCUCAGUUGCUUCGGUUCCGGGGUACUAUAAAUGAACUGUAUAGUUCAUUUUACAUAUAGUGAGCUGGUGGUAAGGCUGAGUGUAAUAUAUUAAUAUACUGUUUCAUACAUAGGACAUAUACCUCGGUUUUAUUCGGAUCUUUCUUAAUCUCAAAGCAUUCCUUUUUAUAUUUUUUCAGUGAUAGAAAGCCCUAGUGCUCUAUUUAUAUAAUUUGCAUCAGAAACUCCCAUCAGCCAUUACAAUAAUUUCAUAUUAAGUCACGGCUUUAAUUAAAGCAAAAAUCUACGUAAUUGUCACCUUUUUUUUUAAUACAUUACAUAUACAAUAAAAAAUAAAAUACUUAUAUUUUAAAAGUCAGGCAGACUUGUCCCUAAUUAGGAAGAGGCUGACCAAUCAGGCCUAUCAUUCUGGUCUGAGAUAAGAGUUAGCUCCUAUCUCAUCAGAAUAAAUGCAAUUUUAAAGUAUGAUAUUUGAUCAAAAUAGUAAAUAAUCAAAUCCAUGAAAAUGUGUUUCUAUAUAAAAAAAAGCUACUUUUUCCCGUUUCUGUAAUUUUUACUCACUUUAUUAUUAUUACUAUUAUUGCCAUUUAUAUAGCGUCAACAAAUUCCGUAGCGCUUUGCAAUAUUAUGAGAGGGGGAUUUAACUAUAAAUAGGACAAUUACAAAUAAACUUACUGGAAUAAUAGGUUGAAGAGGACCCUGCUCAAUCGAGCUUACAUUCUAUAGGAGGUGGGGUGUAAAACACAUUAGGACAGGAAUUUAUUUUAUUCACAUAGAGUCGGAAGGUUAUCUUCAGAAUUUGGAUUGUGAAUUAUAACAGUUGCCAAAAUAUUCAGCUCAUGUCCUUCUACUUCUAUCCUUCUAAUCUGAAGGAACGCAGGGUGCAGAGACAUACAAAAUAUUGAUUGAAAAGCUUUGCUGCCUGGUCUGUGUCUAGACUAGAACUGUAAACAGAAGACACAGAGACAAAUCACUGACCGGCUUGUAUGUUCUUUAUUGGAAUAAUUUUUUAGAUUGUAUUUAUUCACCUUCGUUUAACAAUGUGUGAGACAAUAGUUGUCAAUUCGAAACUUAGCAACCAAAUGUAAACAUGCAUUUAACCCCUUGGGGACCACAUUUUACAAGCUGUCUACAUCACAAUCUGCUCAUCAAAGACCUUCUGUUGGCAUGGAAUGUCCCUCUUAGUGAGCACCGGUCAUUGAGUUGGUCAUUCCAUCUCGGAAUGAAAUUCUUUAAAGGACAGAUUAUUAUGAUAGCAUAGUCCAGGGGUAGGCAGCCUUCAGCACUCUAGAUCUCGUGGACCACAUGUUACAUAAUGCUCUAACAGCCAUAAUGCUGGCAAAGAAUCAGGGUAGAUGUAGUCCACAACAUCUGAAGUGCCGAACUUUGCCUACCCCUGGUGUAGGGUCUUUGCUACUCUAGCAUUAUUGGCUUGCUUACACCUGUCAUAACCCAACUUUGGUCCUUAAGGAAUUAAUAGAGAAUCAUUUCUCACAUCUCUCAUGGGUUAGAAGGGGGGCAGUAGUUAAAAUGUGUUGCAGAUUGAGUUAACAUUAAUUCUCACCUGAAUUAAGUGAUUUUCUGAUAAAUGUGCCCAGAAAACCCUAAUUUAAGAAUAUUAAAAAAACAAGAGAAUCCAGUUUUUUUUUCAAAUGUGCUUAUCCUGUAAAGGACAAAGGGCAAAUGCUAUAGAGGUAAGCGGAGAUAUUGAGAGAGUUAUACACACAGAAGAUCAGUAAUGAGAUGGAGAGUGUAGUGGCUUAAAUUAGAAUUUCAUUGAAGGAAGGUGUAAAUGUGGCUAAAUAUAAACGAGGGAAAAUAUAGUAUUGGGUUCAAUGCUGCAGGUGAGACAUGAUUACUCAUUAGAUAACAGUGUUAAUUGGUCAGGUGAGCCGAGGCUUUUCUAUAGAUAAAGACAGGAGCAGGAAGUGAUUACUCUGACAGUAAAUAAAGCAUACAAUUACUUUUAAAGGGAAAUGCGACCAAUAGAACAAGUAAGGGUAGAAGGAGGCCAUACAAGGGGAGCUGGAGAGGAGACAUUUGUGGUUAUUUAUGCAUUACCCAAAUUUGGUUUGGACUGGAAGUCUGCCUUAAGCUUUUAAUUCAUGUCUUUCAAACCAAAAUAAGGUGCACAGUAUAAGGUUUCGCUGAUGUGUAUAAAAUAGUUAUUUUUAUAAAAAUAAAAUUACCCCCUUGGGAUUGCGUGGUACGAAAAAAAUCAUAUAAUUACAUUUUGUAAUUCUUUUAUUUCAAUAGUAGCAGUACUUGGAGUCCACUUAAAACUUCUUACAAUAAAUGGGGGAGAAGAUACAAAGGUAAUAAAACAUAGAAAUUAACAACAGACAGAGAGCAUGCCAUAGAACAAUGGGAGCGGACACAAAUAGAAUAAGAACAGGACCACAAUAAGACAAUAAGAGAAAAUGUUCUGGGCUGGAGUUGUACCCACUGUCACUUUCAGAAUGUGUUAGAAAUUUAAAUUACAAAAUGGAAAUAGAAUGCUCUUCUUUGUUCUUGCAUUAAGUGCAAAUUCCCAGGAUUUGCAUCUUCUGCAGUGAGCUCUCACCAGACCAGGAAGUGGCUGACAAAUUCUCAGCCAAUGGGAGUUUAUAGGACUUGUUGUUCAGCUGUCAGUGUUGUCCUGAAGCUAUUUUCACAAAGUAACUGGGCGCAAAUAAGUCAUUUAUGAAUGUAAGUAAGUGAAUCCUAGUGGGCCACGAGCUUUCUAUAUACAUUGUAGAAUCUGUCUCAAUCAGCCAAAUUCAUGAAAACACAUAUUACACACUGUAGGCACCCAUAUCACUUUAGCUCAUUGAAGUGGUCUGGGUGCAAUGUCCCAUGUGCCUUAACCCUACAGUGGUAAUUAUUGCAGUUUCUGAGAAACUGCACUAACUACCUCUGAGGGUUAACUACUCCUCUAGUGGCUGCCUACCUUACACCUGCCUAGAUUUUGAGGACCUCCAGCGUCAGAUUUUCCCAAUAGGAAAGCAUUGAACAAAUGCUUUCCUAUGCUUUCCUAUGCAGACAUCCAAAUACGAGCGCAGCCAUUGGCUGACGUUGGCGGGGGAGAAGUGUGGGCGGACAUCGGCGCUGGAUUCAGGUAAGUGACUUAAGGGGUUCUAACUUCUUCACCCCCAGGGGGUUGGCGGGGCACGACGGAGGGGGGCACUGCAGGAGCCUAUAGUGCAAGGAAAACGGCUUUGUUUUCCUGGUACUAUAGAACCCCUUUAAUCCAUUUGCAUAAAAGACAUUUCAUGAAUAUAAAUUUAAAAUGUUGUCCAUGAUCUAAUGUUCGGAGACGUACAGUAAAACGUCACAGAAAGCUUCUGUGUCAACCUUUAAAAGUUAAACAUCAGUGCCUAAAAUAAUUUAAUUACCAUUUACUACCCUUUCUAGAAGUUGUUUUUGUUAAUUAUUAAGAUGUAGUCAGAAAAUAAUAGGGUGCCCAGUCACACCUUAUGUCGCAGGGUGCACAAGGGGUGUGCCAGGAGGGACCAGUUACCCCCUAAUACUGAGCAAAAAUUCUCCCCAUUCCCUGUUUCGGUUUUCAUUGGGUUUGCCUUUUGAUAUGUUUGGGAAGAGAAAUCCUAAAUAUAUCUGUAUGAAUUAUCACUAGAGCAAAACUUUGCUUUUUGUUUCUAAUUUUACAUUUUUUAAUUAGUAUUUUUUUAAGUAAGGAUGAGAUGGUAAUUUUAUCUGGGUGCACACCAUAAUGCAAAACCUGUGCUACUUAUUACUUGAGUUUUUGAUUAGCUUAUUUAUAAUUUGUUUUAGAAUUUGAUCCAAUAACAUAAUUAUUGCUUAAAAAAAGAAAUAACUAUAGAAGAUUAAGAAUAGUAAUAAUAUAAAAUUGCAGCAUAGCUUGCUGUACCCCAACCUACACAUUACAUCAAACACGAGUGUCCUUUUACACUAUUUAUUCUUAUCUAAUAACGUUUUAUCACCUUGUACUCUUGUACUAGUGAUAUGUCAUUAUAUGAAAUAGUAAUAUUUUUCUAUAUUGAAUUCAUGUUAAUGCUACACUUUAGGCACUUCAUCUUAUUGAAGUGGUCUGGCUGCAGUGUCCCUGUCCCCUUAAUUGUAGAGAUACUGCAAUGUUGUUAUUGCAGGGUUAAGACUGCCUCUAGUGGCUGUCUACCAGAGAGCCACUAGAGAUGCUUUUUGCUGUUUAACAGAGUUUGAUUCUGUGAAACGACGAUGGACAUCCUCAUGCACUAUAUGAGGACACCCAGCAUCUUCUAAAUCUCCAUAGGAAAGCAUUGAGUCAACGUUUUCAUUUGGGAAAGGCCUAAUGAGUGUGAAGUGCUUGCCAUGCAUGCACGUUAGUUUCCCCCGAUCCUCCUGACAUCGGAGGGGAAGUAGCCUGACCCGGAACCGAGAGACCUCAGCGCUAGAAUCAGAUAAUUGUCUAAAGGAUUAUUGCACCCUUUCAUGAAUGGGGUGGAUAAAUGGAGAAGGAAGCACGAAGUCAGAGGGACACUUUAGUGUUGGGAUAAUGUUUUGUAUUCUUGACACUAUAGUGUUCCUUUAACUGUGCUUAUUCAAGUUUCUAAAAAUGGAAUAAAAAGAUGUAUUUAUUAAUUCAUUCUCUAGCACUUAAAAAAGACAUUGCAGGGAAAUAUUGUAAAUACAAUAUUAUUUUCAUAUUUGUGAUUGCUAUUAAAUGUUUUGAACAAAUAUGUUUUUUUUUAUUUUAUUUCAUGAAUUAUUGUCUCCAGACAGCACUGAAAUACUUCUAGUGAUAAAUUAGAUUACACGUUGGUACUAUGUUCAUGUGUUUUCAGCACUGGAUUCAAUUGCACAGCACUGGAGAGUAAAAGUGAAUCUCAAGGUCUGAGUUAAAUGUCUGGUUUAUGAAUGUAGUAGGUUGGAUAAAUAGUACUGAACUUUUGUGGACUUAUUCACUAAGCAGUGAGAUGUGUCGAUUUGUGAGCCAACUUUUAACAUUUGAACUAGAACAGCCGAGUUAAAAUAAGAUCAGUUCGGCCGGGUUGGGGGGUUUUGUUUUUCAAGUUUGGCCUUAUUUUGCAAUCCGGUUUUCAAGUGGCCAGAACUCACUGUUUAGUUAAUACAGCCCACACUGGCUAUCAACAAAGUUUACAAUUGUACACUAAAUGUUCAACAAAAAAUGGACGUAGAAGCACUUACCCUAUCAGUCCUCUGUUGUUUACCCCUGUUUUACUGUUGUCUUUUUUAAUAUAAUGUAAUCUAUGUAUAAAUAUAAUAAAGGAUUCCGA
Molecule: messenger RNA, 9653 nt
Organism: Pelobates cultripes (western spadefoot toad)
Lineage: Eukaryota; Metazoa; Chordata; Amphibia; Anura; Pelobatidae
Source: the annotation of a GenBank genome assembly